UGUGCAGAGUGGAAGAAGAGAUCACCUCCUGGUACUUGUGUCAUGUACUCUGUGACAGCAUGCUGUGUGUAUCUGAACCUGGGAGAACCAUGUUGAUAUGAAGGAGGAAGAAGCAACAAGAAACCAUAUGGAAUCCAUUCAGAGCUGACUCGGGGUCUAAACUGCUCAUCAUCAUCACCAUCAUCACUCACAUUCAGGCCGUCCCACACGAUGCCCUUUGGGAGGAGCAGUGUUGGUCCUGUAGAGACCGGCCUGAGCAGCCGGCGGACAGAGGGCAGCAUGAGGAGCAGUGGUGGUGAAGGGGCCCUUGCUGCUCAGAACAUGAACAACUGCAACAAUAAUGAUGGUAAAAAAGACGACAAGAAGGAUGAGAAGAAAGACGAUAAAAAGGAUGACAAGAAGGACGCUAAAAAAGAAGAACCAAAGGAAGUGUGGAUCAUGGACCCAGCUACAGAUACCUACUACUACUGGCUGUGCACCAUAUCUGUCCCAGUGUUCUACAACCUGAUUUUCCUGGUGGCCAGGUCUUGUUUUAAUGAACUGCAGUCUGCAAAUGUAACGAUGUUGAUGGUUUUUGACUACAGCUCAGAUGUCCUCUACUGUAUUGACACCUUUGUGAGAGCCAGGACAGGUUUUCUGGAACAAGGUCUUCUUGUAAAGGAUGCAAAAAUCUUGAAAGAAAAGUACAUGAAGACCCGGCAAUUCAAACUAGACAUGAUAUCAGUGAUUCCCACAGAUCUCAUAUUCCUAAAAAUUGGCAUCAACAACCCCGAGUGGAGGUUCAACCGUCUCUUUAGGCUAGCCCGACUUUUUGAGUUCUUUGACAGGACAGAAACUCGAACAAAUUUCCCCAACAUCUUCCGAAUAGCUAAUCUUGUGCUCUACAUCAUCAUCAUUAUCCACUGGAACGGUUGCCUCUAUUUUGCCAUCUCCAAGGUCCUCGGAUUUGGCUCUGACACCUGGGUGUAUCCAGAUGGAAAGAACCCUGAGUUCAAACGCCUGGCAAGGCAGUACAUAUACUGCUUCUACUGGUCCACUCUCACCCUGACCACUAUCGGGGAAACGCCGCCUCCAGUUCGAGACAUUGAAUACUUUUUUGUGGUAGCUGACUUCCUCACUGGGGUUCUGAUCUUUGCAACGAUUGUAGGCAACGUUGGUGCCAUGAUUUCAAACAUGAAUGCAGCACGAGUGGAGUUCCAGGCCAAGAUUGACUCUAUAAAGCAAUACAUGCAAUUUCGAAAGGUCACAAAAGAUUUGGAGAUGCGAGUGGUGAAGUGGUUUGACUACUUGUGGACAGAGGAGAAAACGUGUGAUGAGAAGCUGGUGCUGAAGAACCUGCCGGACAAGCUCAAGGCUGAGAUAGCCAUCAACGUACAUCUGGAGACACUGAGAAAAGUGCGCAUCUUUCAAGACUGUGAGGCAGGUUUGCUUGUUGAGCUGGUCCUCAAACUUCAGCCUCAGGUCUUUAGUCCCGGCGACUACAUCUGUAAGAAGGGGGACAUUGGUAGGGAAAUGUACAUCAUCAAAGGAGGAAAACUGGCCGUAGUAGCAGAUGAUGGCGUUACCCAAUUUGUGGUCCUAAGCGAUGGGGCAUACUUUGGAGAAAUCAGCAUCCUGGGUAUCAAGGGCAGCAAAGCCGGAAACCGAAGAACAGCCAACAUCCGCAGUGUGGGCUACUCAGAUCUGUUUGCCCUGUCCAAAGACGACCUGAUGGAGGCGCUCAUUGAGUACCCGGAUGCUAAGAACUUGCUGGAGGAGAAGGGAAAAGCCAUUCUGAUGAAGGAUAAUCUCAUAGAUGAGUCACUGGUCGCUGCUACUGAUGCCAAAGACUUGGAGGACAAGGUCAACCGGGUGGAAGCCAGUGUGGAGAUCAUGUCAGCUAAAUUUAGAAAAAUGUCGGCCCAGUAUGAAUCGUCUCAGCGUAAACUGAAACAACGUCUCAGUAAUAUGUCCAACCAGGUCAGAACCCUCAGAGUAGACCACGAGUAGAGGCCUCCCCCAUGAUGCCGGUCUACUGUGGGACUCUUUACUCUGACCGAUGACAUGUCAGCAACAGCUGGACAGUGGCUGGUUCCUAUACAGAAUAUUAUGAGCAAAUCAUAAAAACAGAUAUUCCGACAUUUCAAUUCUUUACUGACUAUCUACCAGCUGGUACCAAAAUAGGCUAAUGCUCAAUUUCUGCUCAAAAUCCUUAGCUCAUCUCUCAAAAGUAAAUAUCUGUGUCACUGAACAUGUCAGUGCCAUCGGAGUGAUAAGUCCUUGUGUACAGUCAAAUUGCUUAGUCAGGUUGGCAGUUUACUAACAGUUUACUCUGGGGGUUCUAUUCUGAUGUAAACUAUGGCUAAAGUUUUGAUGACAGUUAUUGUAAAUUGUAAGUUACACCUUUGUUUAUGUGGGAGAUUGAUGCUAGAGACUGGACCAGAUUGACAUUUAAUUACUGUAAUUUGUUGACAGCCUUUCAUUGCAAUACAGAAAGGAAAAGACUAAAAAACAAAAGUACAAAUGUGAAAUGUGGAAAGAAUCUCUUGGAGUGUCUUAUCCAACCUCAUCACACGCUGCAUCCAUGGCAGCCAGAAGGGUCAUCUGUGUGUGUGGCUGGCCAUCAUAUACUUUACAUCUGCAAGCUGAGGAAAAUUUCUCAGUGGGGUUUAGGAAUCAGGAAUGUGUAUUGCCAUAGUCAGACAUACAAGGAAUUUGACAUGCAUUAUCGAAUGGGGAGUAGGUUGAGAGGAACUCCAUCAGCAUCCUGUUGUGGGUCGCAAACCAUCGCCUGAUGAUGUUGGAGCGAUGGAAAGUGACAUUGUGCCAAACUAUCACGUACUUUGGCAAGUCAUCUCCAUCUGUCCCUCCCUGGUUCAAGGAUGAGAUCCCUGUAGAUUGUGUGUAAAAAGGUGACAAGAUUAUAUGGCCCAAUAAUGUGUGCACAGAAAUGACUUAUCUUAUCAGGAACACGCAUAUGUCCUCGACCUUUUCUGCUUCUUCCUGUUUUGCCUCCCAACUCCUCUUCCUCUUCUCACUGACUGUUGCCCCCGUCCAAUUCUUUGUCCUUCCAUUGUCAGACAUUGUAACAUUGUGUUGUGCUCAGGCUAUAUAUACUUAUACGGUAUUUGAUGGUUUACGAGAUUCACAAUCGUUAAAGAAAUUCAAGAUUCACCCAGGAGCAAUUUACCAAUUUAGGACAGAUUUAUAAAAAAAGUAAUGUAUAGAAAUAUGCUUGACAUAUUAUGACAACUUGUUCAGCCAUUUUGCAUAUAAAGACUUCUGGAUGAACUAAUGCCUAAAUCUUGAGGGGGGUGAGACUAUUCAACAGAGACCCAUUACAAUACAUUUUGAUCAACAUGACAAAAGCAAUCGACAAUGUAGGAAACCGCAGAGAAUUGUACAUACUCAUUUGCAUGGUUGUACCAAAUUAUUUGCAACUUGUUCAAAGAAAUUGAAGAAACUGCUUUUUUUUAUGUUCCCAAGUGACACAAUGAUGUGAAGAUUGAACAGGUAGUUUUGAGAAUGUCAAUUCUGAUCGAAGAAAUGUACCAAAGCAACUUUAGCUCAAGGACCUCUGACUACCUCUCAGCAUACAUCCUUCGUUCUAACCCUGUACUCCUCGCGGUCUGAAGGGAACAAGGGAAGGGUCCACCUGCUGUGCUUUGUCCAACGUGCCUUCUGUCGCAUUUAGGGGCAUUUUCGUUUGCACUACACGCCGAUGGUUAUGAAAAUCAAUACUGUUGACCUUUAUCUAGUUAUCUAGUCUUUGCACGUGUAACACGUCAUACUUAUCACAACCACUGGUUCUGGUUCUGAGGAUAAAGCCUACAGAUGGGUCACAUGGUACAGCCUCACAGGUAACACUCUGAGCCUUGUUCCAGCCAGAGCUUAGGGAGAUAAGUACAUUUCUGGUUCCUGAAGUACACGUAGGACAGAAGCCAUUCCGUGCUAAGCUACACAGACUGGGAUCAACAAUAACGAGCCCAUCAUGGGGACAUUCAGGACCUGUUGACUCAAAUCAGAGAGGAAGGAGACACCCGUUGGAAAAAAGCUGUCAUCUUUAUUUAGCAUGUUUUCACAACACUGAAUACUUACAGCCUUUCAUCAGUAUCUUUUUGUAUCUUUUUGAAUGCAACGUUUCAGUCGGACCAGUUGAUGAAAACGGCUUUCCUUUCCAGGGUCAGGUUGACCUUUCACCUUUUAGCUCCACGUGGCUGUAAAGCCGUUUCACAUGUUCACGUGAGCAGCAUCAAAAUGAAGACACAGAGUAAUGUUAAAUAGCUGAGAGUAGACCUGGGCUCAAUAACUAGUCGUCCUUAACCUUUGUCUGAAUAGAUACAUACAGGUUAAUGCAGCAAUACAACAACAUCCAGGCGUUAAUCAAACAAAACAUACAGUAUUCUGCAGUAACUCCACAUCAGUCCAUGCAGAGCCCGAAGGGCCUCUUGCAUCACAUACCCAGGUCUGACCAUGAGGAAGUAAGAGCAACAGAACAGAGAAUGGCUCGGGGUUAGUGUGUACUGCACUGUGGGUACCAUCAGAAUACACAGACCCCCUGCAGACACAUUAGUGGGGCAGCAGGAAGUCAGUCCUUCUCCAAAGACGUUAAAGAUCCUUGCCUGUCGGAAAGCUAGCUCCGGAGUCAUGAACUUCUCAUGGUAACACAGGGGUGUGUGAUGAGAAAAGGUGACCUCUGGCGCCUAGUCCAUGACCUUUGACCUCUUCCCACUGGAUGCUGUGGGUAGUUCUAGACAGCAGAUGAAGACUACCAAUGUAUGACCACUUGGUUCCCUCUGACUGAAGAUCCAUAUGUAGUGAUGACUCAGGAGCCUACUUCAUGUACUCAUUGGGACAAUGGCAUGUGGCUGAAAGCUCGGAGAGGCUUCACCAUAUAAUUAUAUACCUAAAAAGGAGGGGAAACAGUUCACACAGCAACGUGCAGGGUUAACAAAUAUGUUUCUUCAAGUCCAUCCCAACAAUCUGAACCACUCAUUUGGACGUUAACUAAAGCAAAGAGUCAAAGGGUGUGUGCAUGUCUCUCAUUACUCAACAUGUUCUAAUUCCUGCUAUGCUUUGGGAUUUGGGGGUGUAUUUCUCACACUGGCCUCCACUUGGUAUAACAAUUUAGAAACAUUCUAAUGAAUCACAAUGAACAUCCACCCCGGUGUUAAACUGCCACAGUUUGGAAGUACAUUUUAGGUGAAGUGGCACUAAAAUAAUCCAACUCUUGGCUCCGCCUGGGUGAUCCUCGUAUGGCUACAGCUAUUCUAAUAUAAAAAUUAAAAGGUUGGCUGUGAUGUAAGUCGUGUAGAAGACUCAGUUUCAAAUAAGUGGUUUAACGGAUUGAAGAUGUGGGUCAGAUGACUUUGAUGGUGCUCGCCACUGAUAGUCUGUGUGGACCAAUUCCGUCAGAACCACAGUGGAAGAAGUUUGUACAGACUCUCACCCGUUUCUACUUGGCUCAGAUAGAUCCCAGUGAUGUGUCCACACAGUACGGCUCGUAAUGGUAUCAAUACACAGGUCAACUUGUGGAGCCGAUCUCUUUGUUCAGAUUGUGCUUAGACUACUAUCCUCACCUGGCCCGCCGCCGGAUCAGGCCUUGUGAACACACAUACACACAUCCUGGAUGUAGAUGACUACAGAUGAUCAGGUACCAUCAACAUAUGGGGCUUGACCUAUCAGCUAUCUCAGAGCACAUCAGCAGUGACUGGUCCACAGGUGUACACCCUCCCAAAGGUGUCGUAGCUCCAACCGCACAGAUAUAUAAAUAUUGGUUUUAUUUUGAAUCGUCAACACAGGAAGACAUGGAAAUAAAAUGCUUCAAAAAAUUCCGGCAGCCUGUGGCCAAAAAAAAAAAAAA
This is a messenger RNA of Gasterosteus aculeatus aculeatus (three-spined stickleback), 5842 nucleotides long. Its product is annotated as cyclic nucleotide-gated channel alpha-3. The record is from RefSeq and is a predicted model, not a curated record. Gene Ontology annotation, biological process: monoatomic cation transmembrane transport. Lineage: Eukaryota; Metazoa; Chordata; Actinopteri; Perciformes; Gasterosteidae. Gene Ontology annotation, molecular function: intracellularly cGMP-activated cation channel activity; protein-containing complex binding; intracellularly cAMP-activated cation channel activity. Gene Ontology annotation, cellular component: intracellular cyclic nucleotide activated cation channel complex; plasma membrane.